Messenger RNA from Drosophila sechellia, 1106 nucleotides. Its product is annotated as protein takeout. The transcript has 3 exons. The coding region runs from base 151 to 927 and encodes 258 amino acids. Gene Ontology annotation, biological process: multicellular organismal reproductive process. Lineage: Eukaryota; Metazoa; Arthropoda; Insecta; Diptera; Drosophilidae. The record is from RefSeq and is a predicted model, not a curated record.
AGCUAUUAGCAUUAGCAUUACAUAAUUUAUUGUUGACUGUUGAAAAGCUCCGCUUAGAUCAGGUUCUAAGCAUUCGAGUUCAAUCCACUAUUCACUAUAUCGUGACCGAGGCGUUUAUUGUUUUUUAGUCAGUUCAAUUACGUGAUUGCAAUGGACAAGUUGAUUUCACUGACUUUCCUGUGUUGGUGUAUCCCAGUUAUGAUCUCGGGAGCAAGCUUACCCGAAGAUGUUGAGAAGUGCCAUUUCGGGGACUCAACCUGCCUGGUCAGAAGUAUCAAUGCAUUGAUUAAGCACUACCCCAAGGGCAUUCCAGAGAUAGGACUUCCGCCGCUGGACGCCUACAACUUUCCCGAUUCCGUCAUUAUGGAAUCACCCAAUCGCGGUCCUAUCUGGAUGGACUUCCGCAUGCGAGACAACGUGAACAAAGGUUUCAAUAAUGCCACAAUCACCCAUGUCGAGGGUUUCCUGUACGAGCCCAAUCAGAAGCAAAUUGUGCUGAAGGUCCGUUUGCCACGACUUCUGCAUGAGGCCACUUACGAAAUGAGUGGCAGGGUUUUGCUCUUUUUCUUUAACACCACUGGAACGUUGACAUCCGACUUUCAGAACUUCAGGAUUACCUUGACCAUCAAGGCGUUGGUGGAGUACAGGAAUGACAAGCGCUAUCUGAAGAUUUACAAUCUGGUGCCAAGUCUCGACUUGGAUCGAUGGAUCAUAUGGUUGGAUGGGCUGUACAAGGAGAACACGGAUGUGACUGUUUUCAUGAAUAAGCUGGUCAACGAUAACUGGGUGGAGUUCUGGAAUGAUUUGCAGCCCGGCCUAGUCAAAGCCUUCACCGAUGCCUUCACUGUCCUGCUCAACAGGGUUUUCGAUAACGUAGCCUACGAUGAUAUGUUUCUUCCUUAUGUAGACAUUCGGAUGGGAUCAUAGUUAAAGCAACUACUUAAGAUCGCAUAUAUUAUGCAUAUAUUAUAUAAUAUAUCAUUAGGUUUACCUUUGCACCCAUUGAUAUUUUUCUUUUUCGUGCUUUUUUUAUGUUCUUUAUCUUUAAGGUUUGUAGAAACUUAAUACCCCAAUAAAAGUGUAGCAUAUUCCCACCUGCUCUGAUA